AGAUUUUUGUCCAAAACUCAAACUCUUAUAGACUAGUUGAAAAAAUAUCAGCUUUUUUAAACCUGGAUCAGCUGGUUCAAGCCGAUUUCUGCCAAUUUUAGGGUUAGUCGAGCUGCACUUGAUCUUAGUCCAUAUUCACCCGUAACACUAACACCCGGCAACAAUAAAAAAAAAUAAAAAAAGAACCUCAAAAAGCUAUAUAACGCCGCCUACCUGCCUCCAAAGGAUGGAAGGCUGAGAACCAAGGAGAGAGAAAAAACUCUGAGCUAUAGCCAUGGUUCUCUCCGCGGCAGGAUCCGAGCCCGACGCUUCGGUCGACUACACCUUCGCCUCUCGUUACGUUUGUGCCGCCCUUCCUCGGUUUAAGAUGCCGGAGAAUUCGAUACCGAAGGACGCGGCGUACCAAAUCAUCAGCGACGAGCUGAUGCUGGAUGGGAAUCCGAGGCUGAACCUGGCAUCGUUCGUCACGACGUGGAUGGAGCCGGAGUGCGAUAAGCUCAUUAUGGCUGCCACCAACAAGAAUUACGUCGACAUGGAUGAGUACCCUGUCACCACCGAGCUCCAGAACCGCUGUGUAAAUAUGAUAGCCCAUCUUUUUCAUGCCCCAGUUGGGGAUGAUGAAACAGCACUAGGGGUUGCAACUGUGGGAUCCUCAGAAGCAAUAAUGCUGGCAGGACUGGCAUUUAAGAGGAAGUGGCAAAACAAAAGAAAGGCAGAGGGAAAGCCUUAUGACAAGCCAAACAUUGUUACUGGUGCAAAUGUUCAGGUUUGCUGGGAGAAAUUUGCAAGGUAUUUUGAAGUAGAAUUGAAGGAGGUGAAGUUAAGGGAGGGGUUUUAUAUCAUGGAUCCUGUGAAGGCUGUGGAGAUGGUGGAUGAGAAUACCAUCUGUGUUGCUGCCAUUUUGGGUUCUACUCUCACUGGAGAGUUUGAAGAUGUUAAACUACUGAACCAGCUGCUUACACAGAAGAACAAGGAAACAGGGUGGGAUACACCUAUUCAUGUUGAUGCUGCGAGUGGCGGAUUCAUAGCUCCUUUCCUCUAUCCACAGCUGGAGUGGGAUUUUCGGCUACCACUGGUAAAGAGCAUAAAUGUUAGUGGCCACAAAUAUGGUCUUGUUUAUGCUGGAGUUGGUUGGGUUGUUUGGAGGAGCAAGGAAGAUUUGCCUGAAGAGCUCAUUUUCCAUAUAAACUAUCUUGGGGCAGAUCAACCUACUUUUACCCUCAAUUUUUCUAAAGGUUCAAGUCAGAUUAUUGCACAGUACUACCAGUUCUUGCGCUUGGGCUUUGAGGGCUACAAGAAUAUCAUGAAAAAUUGCAUGGAAAAUGCAAGAGUGCUAAGGGAAGGCCUCGAGAAGAUGGGAAGGUUUGAUAUUGUCUCGAAGGAAGUUGGUGUUCCUCUUGUUGCAUUCUCGCUUAAGGACAGCAGCAAGCACACAGUCUUUCAGAUAGCAGAGAACAUGAGGAAGUUUGGAUGGAUAAUCCCUGCAUACACAAUGCCACAUGAUGCCGAGCACGUGGCCGUCCUUCGUGUCGUGAUCAGGGAGGACUUCAGCAGGAGCCUUGCCGAACGCCUCAUUUCAGACAUCAAGAAGGUCCUGGGAGAGCUUGACGCUGUUCCAAGCCAGCCCAUCACCAUUGCCCAUGUAACACCUGUAAAGAAUGCUGAGGGUACUGUUCUUAAGAAGAGUAUUUUGGAGACACAGCAGGAGAUCACUACAUACUGGAGGCGGCUUGUUGAGCGUAAGAAGACUAAUGGAGUUUGCUAAAUCGGUAGGUACUCAUGAGGGUGAUAUCGGUCUCUGAAAUAUGCUUAUUAUUGCUAUAUGUGGGUUGGCUAUAAAUAGGUAUCUGUGGCGAUUUCUGAUUAAUAUGGCCUUUUUUUUUCUAGUAAUAGUACUUUGUUAACGUUUGAGAUAUUAAUGAUAGUCUAUGGAGCUUGGGUUAUCAUGUUGUCUGGGAA
This is a messenger RNA of Phoenix dactylifera (date palm), 1959 nucleotides long. Its product is annotated as glutamate decarboxylase 4-like. Gene Ontology annotation, cellular component: cytosol. Gene Ontology annotation, molecular function: pyridoxal phosphate binding; glutamate decarboxylase activity. NCBI's taxonomy places the organism in Eukaryota, Viridiplantae, Streptophyta, Magnoliopsida, Arecales, Arecaceae. The record is from RefSeq and is a predicted model, not a curated record. Gene Ontology annotation, biological process: L-glutamate catabolic process.